Molecule: messenger RNA, 1154 nt
Organism: Strongylocentrotus purpuratus (purple sea urchin)
Lineage: Eukaryota; Metazoa; Echinodermata; Echinoidea; Camarodonta; Strongylocentrotidae
Product: zinc transporter ZIP10-like
Exons: 5
Coding region: 164-823 (219 amino acids)
Biological process (GO): zinc ion import across plasma membrane; intracellular zinc ion homeostasis
Cellular component (GO): membrane
Molecular function (GO): zinc ion transmembrane transporter activity
Source: RefSeq, a predicted model, not a curated record
AGGUUGCAUUAAAAGAAUAAGAUAAUACUGAGGAAAAGGCAAUAUUUCAUAGUCAUCAUCUUUAGAUUAUCAAUUGAUUACAUUUUUUUCUUCAAAUAAUUACAUUUACCUUGGACAGUGUGGUCACUCCCAUCACAGCCAUACACCAUCAGCAGAUGUGGACAUGACAGCUAACGGGCACCAGGGGCGUUCCUACGGUUCCAUGUCGAAGCGAGGAUCGUUUGCUAAUGGAACAAAUAAAGUAUCUCACUCAGAAUCGAAGAGCGAACUAACAGCUAAUGAGGCAAAGGCAUUUGAAACUGAAACACCUCUCCCGACCGAAGAUACUGAUUGCUGUGUAAGGGGUUGUAAUCCAGUAGCAAUGAUGAUAAUCUUAGGCGACUCGCUGCAUAACUUUGGUGACGGUCUAGCGAUAGGGGCGGCAUUCUCACUGAGCAUCGCUGCUGGACUCUCAACUAGUGUAGCUGUCCUCUGCCACGAGAUCCCGCACGAACUAGGUGAUUUGGCCGUACUCAUGAAGCAGGGCAUGCGACUCCGAACGGCACUCCUAAUGAAUAUGAUGUGCGCUUGUUCAGCAUUCAUCGGCUUGUGGAUCGGGAUCCCGCUCGGACAGACCGAGACGGCUCGGGAAUGGAUAUUCGCUUCUGUCGCUGGCAUGUUUCUCUACGUUGGACUCGUCGACAUGCUUCCGAUGCUACACCAAUACGACGGAAAAAGCAACAAGGUCACCGUGGCUAUUCUGCAGAAUAUUGGAUUCUUGGCGGGAAUUGGGAUUAUUCUGUUAAUAGCACUGUAUGAGGACGCUAUUGAAUUAUCUUUAUAGGGGAACGUGAGCCGUGAGGGGGUGGGAGUGAGGAAGGGAGGGUCAGAGUGGAGGGGUCAAGCUCGCUAUCAAUAAAGACCGCUAUUCGUAAGGACUGCUAUUCAUAAGGACCGCUAUCCAUAACGCGGGACUGAAUAAAUAGCAGUCUUUUAUAAAUAGCGGUUCUUAUAAAUAGCGAGCAGACCGCGGGUUGAGAGAUACAUAUAGGACGGAUAACAUAAUGUGUGGGUGUGCGUGUGUGUGUGUGAGAGAGAGAGAGAGAGAGAGAGAGAGAUGGAGGGGGGCAGCAACACUACCCAACACUACCCUUAUUCCAGUGCUAAGAACUCUU